UUGUUUUUUGUGGAUUGGCGAAAGAAAAAAAAUUUUCAUCUCAUUUCAUUUAUAAACGAGAAACGUUGUUUUCUUCUUAUAGGAAAAGUUAAAAGUUGUGUUAAUUAAUCUCUGUGGGAGAGCAUUUUUAAAUUGAAAUUUCUAUAAAAUGGGACGCAAGAAGAAGAAGGCCUCAAAACCCUGGUGCUGGUAUUGUAAUCGUGAAUUUGAUGACGAAAAAAUUUUGGUGCAGCAUCAAAAAGCAAAACAUUUUAAAUGUCACAUUUGCCACAAGAAAUUGUAUACUGGUCCAGGACUGUCUAUACAUUGCAUGCAGGUUCACAAGGAAACGGUUGACAAAGUGCCAAAUUCAUUGCCUAAUCGGUCUAAUAUCGAAAUAGAAAUAUUCGGCAUGGACGGCAUUCCUCCGGAAGAUAUACGAGAGCAUGAAAGACAAAAGAAUGGUGGUAAAUCUGAUUCGGAUGAUGAUGAGCCUGUGGCCAAGAAAAAAGUCGAUUAUCCUAUUGCUGCUGCCCCGCCUAUGAUGAUGCCGCCUAAUAUGAUGCCGCCACAUUUAAUGAAUCAGUACGCUCAAUAUGGCAUGAUGCCUCAUAUGACGGCAAUGCCUCCAUUUAUGGGUCCAGGCGGAAUACCAAUGAUGCCGCCGCACAUGAUGCCACCACGGCCGUUAUUCCCCGCCGCGGCAAUGGCAUCAACAUCAGCAGCAGCUCAUGCGGCAGCGAAUAUGGCUGCACAGCAGAAACCUACGUUCCCUGCGUACAGUAAUGCCACCAUUAGUGCACCGCCUACUACAAAUAAUCCAAAUGCUACGGCUGCACCUCCAACUACAACGGCCACAACAAACUCCACAGAGCAAGCAAAAGCACCUGUAGUCACAAACGCCACUGGCGUUACAUCGAAAAUUAUGCAUCCACCAGAAGACCUUAGUUUAGAAGAGUUAAAAGCACGCAAAAUACAAAGACUUAAGAAUUCGGCCCAUGUAUCCACAUCUCGGUCGUCCUCCACAUCUACCCCAAACACCUCAAUGGCUGGCGGAAGUAGUAGUAGUAGUGUGUAUUCUUCUGGCACGACAUCGCAACACACUACAACCACAUCGGCUACGACGAAUGCAUCCGUAUCAGCCGCCACAGCAGCGGCCAUAUCCAAGGCACAGGAAGCUGCUGUAAAAGCAGCACAAGCUGCUCAAGCCCAAGUGCAGGUUCAAGCAGCCCAACAAGCUCAGGUGCAGGCCCAAGCCCAGGUUCAAGCUCAACAAGCUGCUCAGGUUCAAGCCGCACAACAAGCUGCCGCCCAUCAAGCAGCUCAGGUUCAGGCCCAUGUUCAAGCUGCUCAGGCUGCCCAGGCGGCUCAGGUUGCACAUGUUCAAGCUGUAGCAGCUGCUCAGCACCAGCAAAAACAACUUGAAGAUCUCAAUCGUGCCGUUAUGAUUCAGCGAAUACAACAGGCUCAAGCUGCUGCGGCGGCGGCAGCAGCGUCAGUUGUUCGUCCCGGCGGUCCUCCCUCUACGGCAGUUGGCAUGUUGCCACUUCCGGGACAAAUGCAGUUGGUUCAACCUAUGCUAAGACAUCCUUCGAUGGCUAUUGCAGCUGGACAUCAUGCUGCUUUAAUAGGCGGCAAUUUAUUGCGUGGGCACAGUGGUAUACCAGGAAUGCCAACAGGACUAAUACAAGCUAUACCAGUACAAGGCAUGCCGGGAGCUGUACCGGGCAUGGGUGUUCCCGGAAUGGGUGUUAUGCUGCCCUCUGGAAAUCCAAUGCUACAAAUGUUGCCACGUUUCAGGUGAUCAGCUCCUACACAGGGUCAGCUCUGUAUAGGGCCGGUUGUUAAUGUGCCUAUGUCCAUCCUAUAUCCCGAGUAAAACAAUUGUUCCCACUGUGUGCUGACACAUUGGUAAAUUCCGACUGCACUUAACAAUGAACAGUAACAACACAUCAAGAACUCUUACAAAAAAUUAAAACACCAUCAGCACUGUCGCCAACAUUUAACAAAAGAAAAAGAAAAGCAUAAUAGCAGCAAUUAUGUUAAUUGUAUUUCAGAAUGAAAUAACAAAUGCCGCAUGAAUUGUCCUGGAGGGGACACAGAUACUCUUACAGCCAUGUAGAUUCCUAAUUCCUUACCCCUUAUGGCGUAAAGCCUUUAACAUGUACACAUACGUAUGUACGUAUGCAGGAGACACAAGCGACUAGAUAAGAAGCGAAAUCGUUGAAUGAACUACUUACCAAACACCGCAGUAACUCUGUGCGAUGUCCACGCAAUGUAACAACAAGCAAGUUAUUACAAACAAAAAUAUUAAGAAGUAAAAAAAAAAAC
Messenger RNA from Stomoxys calcitrans (stable fly), 2310 nucleotides. RefSeq names its product BUB3-interacting and GLEBS motif-containing protein ZNF207 (gene BuGZ). Gene Ontology annotation, molecular function: DNA binding. Gene Ontology annotation, cellular component: nucleus. The record is from RefSeq and is a predicted model, not a curated record. Bases 149 to 1783 code for a protein of 544 amino acids. The transcript is spliced from 7 exons. Lineage: Eukaryota; Metazoa; Arthropoda; Insecta; Diptera; Muscidae.